Messenger RNA from Ceratosolen solmsi marchali, 3294 nucleotides. RefSeq names its product FYVE, RhoGEF and PH domain-containing protein 1. Gene Ontology annotation, biological process: cytoskeleton organization; filopodium assembly. The transcript is spliced from 7 exons. Bases 800 to 3052 code for a protein of 750 amino acids. Gene Ontology annotation, molecular function: metal ion binding; guanyl-nucleotide exchange factor activity. Lineage: Eukaryota; Metazoa; Arthropoda; Insecta; Hymenoptera; Agaonidae. Gene Ontology annotation, cellular component: cytoplasm. The record is from RefSeq and is a predicted model, not a curated record.
ACGUGGGCCUAGUCGAGGGAGGAGAGCCGUCGAGUCGAGUGGGCGACCAAUGGGCGGGCAGAGUAUCCCGACGGGGCGCGAGCAUCGGCCGCUGGUUCUGGAUUGCGUGCGUGGGAACUGGAGGGCAGGCGUAGGUAACGAGGAGCCCUCGGGCCUGCGAACACGCUGCCGCGGCCGACGAUAAAACGCAGUUGCGAGUCGCGAGCGUCGCCGUCGUCGUGGCGUCGUGGCGGCGGUGAUGAUGUUUACCACCGGGGCACUUGGCUCUUUAUAGACGAGGCGAGCGUAGCGUCGGGGGGUGGGGGGACGCGCGUAGUGCGGGACAGUUUGCCUCGCGGCUGCUAGUGCUCGGGACGUGACGAGCGGAACGGUGCGCGUCGAUAAGGAGCCCCCGAUAAUCCGACACUUAAUUGUAUAAAGACUGGCUGUUAAAAUAGGAGGGGCCGACAGCCCCUCGUUUACAACAGCAUAAGCUUCGGUUACAUUAGGCACUCCUAGUGCUUUGUGACCCUCUGUUUAUCUUGCAGUUUUAUUCUCCUCUUACUGUCCUUUCUACGAUGUCUCUUGAUCCCUGUGUCCUAUAUCUCCCUGUGCAAUCAGCUAUGAGAGUUAAGGAUUGCCGGGGUUGACUGGGUUAUUGAGAGGGGCAGGCAUUGUUUCCAGCGUUGAUUUGGAUAAUAGGCAGUGGAAUGUGCAUUGCCCUUGGGUACGCUGAGAUCUAGAAGCCUGUAGAGAUGCAGAGUUCGGGGCAAGACUCGAGUUCCAUCGAGCAGCUGGCCAAAGAAGGACAGGCGAGAGAAUGCUGCGAGGCCAGUUGAAAGAUUUUUCAUCCUGGAUGGUUUGCCUUCGCCCAGAGCCAUUAGAGUCCAAUAUGUUUGGCUCUAAAACGAGUGGCACCAGCACGUUUUACACAGAUUUACAUAUCACGGAUGAGAAGGAGAUUACGUCAAUUCAAGUGGAAAAGACUGUAAAUAGAAAUUCUCGAUUAUUGGAGCAACAAAGCGCAGCUAGCGAAGAUGGCAAUUCACAAGAUUCUGACUCUGUCGGUGGACAGGAAGAGCAAACUCAGUACCCUAGACAUUCCUUCCAUAGAAUUGCUAGUUUCGGUGGUUUUCCUAGAUUCAGGCUUUUUGUUAUGUCAACAGCCACUCCAACAGUUUGUACAGAAUCUAAUGAAACCGAGGAAAGUACGAUCGAAUCAUCUUUUACGAGUAUGUCACACAGUGUUCUGGAAUAUCGAAGUAGCAGAUACGUGGUUGCGGAGAAUUCUUUUCAAAGUGAUUAUGCUGUCAGCGAGUCGGAGAGCGACGAGGAAUCAGAAGAGACUAGAUCCUCGGAAACAGAUUCGGCUAUCGUUGCCGAUCAUGUGGAUGAUUUGUUGGUUGAACAUAAGUUGAAGUCGAAGAAAAAUGCCAGUGAAAUAAAAAGAAAGAAGACAAAGCACAUUGCAAACGAAUUGUUAAGCACUGAGAAAAAAUACGUCAUUAUUUUAUAUUUAAUCGAUCAGAUCUUUCAAUUUCGAGUUGAUCAGGAGAAUCGCGCGCAUCCAAUGUUCCCGCCCGAAACAGUUCAGCAUAUGUUUUCCAACAUAAAAUCAAUUUAUAAAUUUCACAAUGACUUUCUAUUACCGCAAUUGGAGGAGAGAAUAGAAGCGUGGGAUGCCGAUCCAAGGAUAGGCGAUAUUAUGAAGAAUUUUGCCCCAUUCUUGAAAAUGUACACCGAGUACGUUAAAAACUUCGAUCAUGCCAUAAAUCUCAUAAGCACAUUGCAACAGAAAGUUCCAAGAUUCGCUGCCAUAAUAAGCGAAAUUCAAAAAUUGGAAGAAUGCGCAAAGCUUUCUUUAGCCCAUCACAUGCUCAGCCCCAUUCAAAGAUUGCCGAGAUACGAGUUAUUGCUAAAAGAUUACUUGAAGAAUCUUGUUAAAGAUAAUCCUGAUUAUGAAGAUACCAAAAAAGCCCUAGAAUUAGUAUCAACAGCAGCGAAUCACACAAACGAAGCUAUGAAAAAGAUCGAUAAAUUCAAAAAGCUCCUGGAGAUCCAAGAAAGUAUUUACGAUUCCACCGAUCUAGUCAGUGCGACGCGCGAGCUCGUCAAAGAAGGAAGAAUCGUUAAGAUUUCAGCAAGAAGUGGCGAUCACCAAGAAAGACACAUGUUCCUAUUUAGCGAUAUCCUGCUGCUGUGCUCGCUACGGCUGAUUCCGGGUCCUCUGUACCGGCUGCGCGCCAGAUUCUCAAUGGAGAACCUCCAAGUGAUCGAGGGAGACAACCUCGAGACGGCCAACACGUUCUAUCUGCGGGACGAAAACAAGAGCUACACGGAUUCCGUUACGGAGAAAGCCGCCUGGCUCGACGCCCUCUUCGAGACUAUGCAGGAAAUCAUGAGGCGCAAGGCGAGCCUCAAGACCAGUGGCCCCAAGACGGCCAUACUCAAGGCCGACGACGUCACCCGGUGCAUGGUCUGCGAGGUCAUAUUCUCCGUCAUGAAGAGGAAGCACAACUGUCGGGCAUGCGGAAUCGUCGUUUGCAGCAAAUGCUCGAAUCAGAAGUUGAUGUUCGAGGACAAUAAGCAGAUGCGCGUCUGCCGGCUCUGCCACGCCGCCCUGACGCAGCCCAUGAGCAAGUCCUCGCCCUCCUCGCCCAAUGGCCCCGCGCCCAGUCUGCUCCAGGUCGCGGCCGGGGCGGCCUCCGUCCUCUCCGGCUACCUUCUCCUUAAGACCCAGGCGAGCAAGCCCUGGACGAGGCGUUGGUUCGCCCUCCACGUUGAUUUUGUCCUUUACACGUUCAAGACGGAGAGCGAGCGAACGGCGAUGACUGCCACACCCAUGCCCGGCUUCACCGUCACCGAGGGUACAGACCUCCCCGACGAGGAUCCCCUCAACACGAAGGAUCGCAUCCGGGCCUUUAAAAUACAUCACUCGCGCAAGUCCUACUAUCUUCAGGCUUCGUCGCAAUCGGACAAGGAGAGAUGGCUUAACGCAUUACAGUUAGCCACGAAAGCCGAAUUGCCUCAGUCCAUGAACGAAGCUAAAAGCGCACAACACGACAGUCAAUAAUACCAUGCCGAAGACGGAAACUAUAAAGUAUUCUGCACUGUAUUAAGCAACUUAGCCAAUUUCCAUAGAGCGUAAAGAGACAUUAAUGUCGAAACAAUGUAGCACAUAAGUGUUGGUAAAUAGUCUUACAAUUAAGUAUUGUUAAAUUAUGUCCUUUUUAAAAUGAUCAUUAUUAUAGGACAAUAUUAAAAUCGUACAUACGUGAUAGAUUUUUAGACAAAAUGUGGUCGUGUCGCGUAUGU